GAUUCAUCCAAUCAGAUUUUAGUUUUUUUAAAGAACAGCCAAUGAAAAAUUCUCCCACGUGACAAUCACCUGCAAGUUUAAGUUAUUGCUUACACAGACAUCUGAGAGAGGUGUGAGUUGUCACGAUAAACUGUACAUUCCAAGACUAAACAUUUAAAUAAAGAAAAAUGCCAGCCAACGAGAACCGAUUGAAGACUUACAAAAACAAGGGCAGGGAUGUUGAUGAAAUGAGAAGGCGGAGAACGGAUGUUUCAGUUGAGCUCAGAAAACAGAAAAAAGACGACCAAUUGCUCAAAAGAAGAAAUGUAGCCAUCGAGGAGGAGGAUGAUGCUACGAGUCCCCUGAAGGACAACUCCAACAAGGGUACUGGAUUGACACUGGUUGAGAUUAUUGCUGGAAUCAACAGCACCUCCCCCCAAACACAGAUGCAAUGUACACAAGCUGCCCGAAAACUUCUCUCCAAAGAACGAAACCCGCCCAUCGACGACAUCAUCCACGCUGAUGUCAUUCCUAGGCUGGUGGUGUUUCUGGCUCAGAAUGAUAGACCGGAGCUACAGUUUGAGGCAGCCUGGGCCCUGACAAACAUCGCCUCAGGGACCAGCGAGCAGACUAAGUGUGUGGUAAAGGCUGGGGCUGUUCCAAGCUUCGUCAAACUCUUAUCCUCACGCCACCACAAUGUGUGUGAACAGGCAGUGUGGGCUCUGGGAAACAUUGCAGGUGAUGGUCCUGACCUCCGAGAUUUUGUAACAGAAGCUGGUAUUGUGGAGCCCUUGUUAAGACUUAUUGAAAUUGACACUCCAGCUGGAUUUUUGAGAAAUAUAACAUGGACGCUUUCAAACCUCUGUAGAAACAAAAACCCACCUCCCAAGUUUAAGGUGGUUUGUCGGUUUCUACCAACAUUGGCCCGUCUGCUUCACCACACUGAUAGAGAGGUUCUCACGGACACAUGCUGGGCUCUGUCGUAUCUUACAGAUGGAACAAAUGACAAAAUACAAGAAGUGAUUGACAGUAAUGUUGUGACGAGACUUGUAGAACUUUUAAACAGUAAUGAAGUAUCUGUGAUAACACCUGCCCUGAGGGCAAUAGGAAACAUUGUUACUGGCGAUGACAGUCAGACGCAGUGCAUCCUGGACCAUGGAGCACUCCCAGCAUUCCACAGUCUGCUCAAACACCACAAGAUCAACAUCCAGAAGGAGGCGGCUUGGACGAUUUCCAACAUCACGGCGGGAAACACUCAACAGAUACAGCACGUCAUAGACAAUCAGCUGUUACCGCCCGUGCUGGAAAUCCUCAUCAAGGGAGAUUACAAAAGCCAAAAGGAGGCUGUGUGGGCGAUAACGAACCUGACCUCCGGAGGGACUGUAGAACAGAUAGCCUACCUGGUACAGCUCGGAGCCAUCAAACCAUUGUGUGAUCUCCUGACCGUCAAAGAAGCCAAAGUUAUCCUGGUCAUUUUGGAUGCUCUCUCCAACAUACUAAUGGCUGCUGAGAAGUUGAACCAGCAGGAUAUUGUGUGUGUGAUGAUCGAGGAAUCGGGAGGCCUGGAUAAAAUUGAAAACCUACAGAACCACGAGAACGAGCACGUCUACAAGUCCGCGCUGGAGCUCAUCGAGAAGUGGUUCUCUGGCGAGGUUAGUCAUUUGAGGGGACGUCUUAUUGAUGGGACCAAUGCAGUGAAAGUGUUUCACUUCAAGAUAUCAGUAGUUAACAUCUCCCUUUGCCUGGAGUAGUGUAAUAUCUUUCAAUUGAUUAGAAAAUUUUCACACGAUCUCGAUGACAUGAUAUACCAGUGCUUGUAUAGUGUACAACUAAAAAGGGCUCAUCUGUCAAAAAUUCAGUAAAAAUAGAACUUGUAUAUUUUCCAUGAUGUUCAAAACCUGAAUAUCCUACCACUCCCCUGUAUUUUCCCAGUUUUGGGCUCGAGAAAUCAAGGAAUAAAUAACAUUCCAUAUAGUAAAUAGUAUUCAUUUUACUGAUAAGAACAUAAAUUCAGCUUUCAUUUUAUUAAAAAAGGUUUUAGUGAGUGUUGUUAUAUUGCUAGUAAUUUAUAAAUCAAUAAAAUUCACGAUAAAGCUUUAAUUUUAAAUGUUGAAUACAAAUGCAGUAUUUGAUUACAUUAAGACAUGGAUUAUAUAUGCAAUAUUCUCAGUAAAUGGUCAUAGGACCAUAUUGCAUGAACACUUGGACAUGAAUGUUAAUUUUUAAGUGUUAGGCCAAGUAAAAUUAAUAAGUAGAUUAUCAUUCAAACUUAACAAAAAAAAUGGGGCGGGUGGGAGGAUUUUAUUUUUCGCCAUGGUAUUCUUGACCUCGAAAAUGCCUUCUCUCAUUGAGAAAAGGCUUUAUAAAUCAUAAUUACAUGUGUAUUUGGGUUUCUAAAAGGCAAAGUGAAACAAAGUACGUUUACGAUACCGGACUGGACAUAAAAAUAUCCGGAAAUCGUAAUUUUGAAAAAUAAAAAAAAUCGGGGCAGGCGGGAAUGAUAAUUUACUAAUUUUACUUGGCCUUAGGGAGGGGGAUAUGUUUAAGCAAACGUUGGUGUGAUGUUAUAUACUUCCAUGUCGGAGAAAUUUCUCAAAGGUUUGUUCUUGUGUUAUUUGUUUGGUGUUAACUUGUAAUUAAAAUAUGAUUUUGUCACCUAGGAGGAGGAUGAAAGCAUAGCACCCACUACCACAGAAGGAGGGGCCUACCAGUUCAACGCCGCGGCCAGCAUUCCUCAACAGGGCUUCUCUUUCUGAUCUUGUUUAUUGUGAUUCCGAGACCUAGGGAAAGAAACGAGAAACACGGGAAUUCCUCCUGUGCUGCUCAUUAAUGGAUCUCCGACAAAAUUCUUGUGCAAUCAUGUUACCUUUCAUUUAUAUUUGCAAUGUAGACUGUGUGAAUGUGAGCGUUUCAAAGUCGAUGGAAAGUGCUGAGUUUAUUGGUUAUAAAAGUUUAAGACAUUUUACAAUUUGUGAAAAAGAUGUGCAAUUUUGAUGAAUUUUUCCUUUUCUUAUUAGACGCAUUUAUACAUGUAUACAGAGAUUUGUGUUCAAUGAAAUUUCAGAUUAUUGCUACUUUGACAAAAAGAAUGUGUUCAGUUUAUGGUUGUAGUACAGGAAAUUGUCUUCAUGCAUCCUUCAAUACUGUGAUUACAGCUCUUGUCUUCAGAUUUUCAAUCUUUCUCUCCCUCUUUGAUUUUCCUAACUUUUCACUGUAUUUUAAGAUUGUCCUAUUGAAUGGUGAUGUCUCAGAAUAUUACACUUGUUUUUAAUACUAAUGAAAAAUCAUUAAAACGAUUUAAUACUGAAAAA
Molecule: messenger RNA, 3290 nt
Organism: Ostrea edulis (European flat oyster)
Lineage: Eukaryota; Metazoa; Mollusca; Bivalvia; Ostreida; Ostreidae
Product: importin subunit alpha-1-like
Exons: 10
Coding region: 168-1730 (520 amino acids)
Biological process (GO): NLS-bearing protein import into nucleus
Cellular component (GO): nucleus; cytoplasm
Molecular function (GO): protein binding; nuclear import signal receptor activity
Source: RefSeq, a predicted model, not a curated record